CCCCGGCGUGGAGCCGGCCGAAAGGCGGCGGCGAUCCCGGGCCGUGGGCUCUUCCGCCCCGGCUGCUCGAGGCUGCCCCUGGGGCCCGGCCAAGCCGGGGGCCGCAGGAUCCGCCGGGAGCUGAAGGCCUCGGGCUGCCCGCCGGGAGUCCCGGGUGAAGUCCGGCCCUUGAGGGCCGUGAGACCUUGAGCAAGUCAGCCUCGCGCUAGCCCGGGUUUCCACACCUGUGCUGAGUGUCUGGACUAGGUGAUCCCUGAGGACCUUCCACCCCUGACGUGCGUGAUCUCGACAGAAACCUGCAUAACCUGCGUACUUUGGAAGCUGCCAGAGGGGAAGCUUAGCUUGAAGUCCAUGGCCCAAAAUGACUCUACCACUGGAGAGUCUCUUCAGUAAAGAAGACAACCAGACAGGAGGCUGGGAUGAGCAUGCCACUGCAUCAGAUCUCUGCUAUUCCAACCCAGGAUGCUACCUCUGCUAGAAUCUACAGAAGUAAGACCAAAGAAAAGGAGAGGGAAGAGCAGAAUGAGAAGACUUUGGGACAUUCCAUGAGUCAUUCAAGUAACAUUUCUAAGGCUGGGGGUUCUUCAUUGGCGUCGGCUCCGGCAUCCGCCUUCUCUCGCGCUUCUGUCACGCCAUCCAAUCAGGACAUCUGCAGUGCCAGUACGGUGUGUUCUGAGUGUUGUCACCAAAGUCCCGUGCAGUCUGCUGUUGUCUUGAAAGCUCCUCAGUGCCAGAGUUCUCUGACACAAGGGCUCACUGUGACAGUUAUCUGUAAAGACACAUUGUCCAAGAGAAAUUCCCGAGGUUCAGAACGGGCCCCAGCCUUGAAGUCUGCUGACAGCACCAAAGCCAGAAGAACACUAAAGUGCUCGAAAUCCCUAAACGAUGUGGGUGAGAAGGCCCAGGAUACUGUGGGAAGUUUUGACUAUGUGGAAAGAACUUGGUCCGAAGGGAAACUGAUACUUCCUCAAGAUCCAGGUCUAAGAGUUAACAGGUUCCAUCAGAAGGAAAAAAGAGAACUGCAUUGCAAAACUCUUGGCAGUUCCAAACAGUCUUGUGUUUCAUUCCUUUCUGCCAAUUGUUCAACUGCCUCAGAGAUGGAAGCUGGCAAGGGGGGCACGCACAUCCCUCUUUUGGAAGAGAAAACAGAUGGUGAAACCAUGUCUAGGAGCCGGCGCCUGCUCCAGUGCCUGUUCUUGCUCUCGCGCGGCUCCAGCGCCAGUGGCCCACAUGGGCUCCCCGAGCUGGAGAGCUGUGCCACCCACCUGCACACCGCUGAGUCCUCCAGUGGGCUGGCAGGGAGCACAGGCUUCUGCUCUGAUGAGAUGGGAGAUGAUGAUGUCUUUGAGGAGAGCACAUCUGCAAAGUGGAGGAGCAAGGUCCUGCGGGCACCCCUCUGCUCAGUAGAGAAGGACAGUGACCUGGAUUGUCCUUCUCCCCCCUCUGAAAAAUGCCCCCCUGUCUCUCCUGUGUCCACGUCAGGGGAUGCCUGCAGGAUCUGCCACUGUGAAGGGGAUGAAGAGAGCCCCUUGAUCACCCCCUGCCGCUGCACAGGGAGCCUCCACUUUGUGCACCAGACCUGCCUGCAGCAGUGGAUCAAGAGCUCUGACACACGCUGCUGUGAGCUCUGCAAGUACGAGUUCAUCAUGGAGAUCAAGCUGAAGCCUUUGAGAAAAUGGGAGAAGUUGCAGAUGACGGCUAGUGAGCGCAGGAAGAUAAUGUGCUCAGUGACAUUCCAUGUCAUCGCCAUCACCUGUGUGGUCUGGUCCUUGUAUGUGCUCAUUGACCGAACCACUGAGGAGAUCAAACAUGGACAGGCAACAGGAAUCCUAGAGUGGCCCUUUUGGACUAAACUGGUGGUUGUGGCCAUUGGCUUUACUGGCGGACUUCUUUUUAUGUACGUUCAGUGCAAAGUGUACAUACAAUUAUGGAAGAGACUCAAGGCUUAUAACAGAGUAAUCUAUGUUCAGAACUGUCCAGAAACAAGCAAAAAGAGUAUUUUUGAAAACUCUGCACUAACAGAACCCAACUUUGAAAAUAAAGAUGGACAUGGAAUCUGCCAUUCCGACACAAACUCUUCUUGUUGGACAGAACCUGAAGACACUGGAACAGAAAUCGUUCAUGUCUGAUUUUGUGGAGAGUGUCGUUUUCCUGGACAUCAAAGAAAAGCUGAAGGAAAUUGUUUACUGCCAAUUGUGUACCUUUUCUUAUGUACUUUAAUAGCAUAGACUGGGCAGGUGACUGUUUUAAUGGCUUCUCUUUUUCUAAACCCUCCUUAGUGAAUCUCCUGGAAAGCCCUCACAUUGGCUGUACAUGGCUGGGUUCCACUUCUGCCAGCAUUUCCAUGGGAAGGGAAGUCUCCAUGACACCAUGAUGGGUUGCUGGCUGGGUUCUGGCCCAUGAAACCUUGAGCAGAACGAAAGAAUAAAAUGCCAAACCUGAGGGAAGAGCAGGAGCAGGGUGGCACCCAGGCUUCAAUGGCCGGUCUCUCCUAGUUGGCAGCAGUCCUCAUCCUGGAGCUAAGUGUUUGGGAAUGUCUAGCCAUGAUGAGAGGAUUUCUGUCCUUACUGAGAAUAGCCUGGAGAGAUGAGCUCCCUGCCGAUGCCGCCAUAGACAGUUCUCCUGAGCAGACAAGGCUGUGGUGCUCUGUGUGUGGUGGUGAGUGAUUCACUAAGCAAACAGCACUUUACAAAAAGAAAAUCUUUAUUUUGUAAUAUGUGUGUCCAGUAGGAUUGACAUUUAAAAGAAUGUCUCAUUUAGAAGCCUUUCUUUCAUUAUCUCUUUUACAUUACAAUAGAUCUAAAACCCUUUUUGCCUUAUAUAUUCUAAGAAACCUGACAUUUACUCUGUGUCCAUAAAAAAGGACUCUUGGCUGUAAAGCAGGACAAACAGGUGUAAGGCUUUUUCCUAACACUUCAUGGGAAUCAGUGGAUGCCAGAUGGUAAUUUGAGUAUAAUGCCUGUGGUUUCAAGCCUAUUUUAUGACAAGUCUUUAUGUCAUGGGUCUGCCCCAAACAUUUCUUUUUGGUCAACACUGAAAAAGAAGAUUUUGUAAGAUCUAAAUGAAAGGAAGGAAGUGAGUAAUUAGAACAAAACUGAAUAUUUAAAACUGAUUUCUUUAUGGACAAACCUCUCCAGUGUGUGCUGGCUUCCUCAAAAGAGUAAGCAUGUGCUGCCCUGGUCUGGAGCGUGUACGCUGUGGGUGCUCCUGGCACCAGCCACAUUGGACAGCUUCUGCUCCUGAGGAGGUUCUGUAGAUCACUGGCCAGGGCACAGAGAUAUACAGGCUGGCUCUGGGACAGAGGCCAGGAGUGAGCAGCAAACUGCCAUGGCCCACUGUGUCACUGCUCCCUAGCCACAGGUCUACCCGUUUAUCGCCUUAACUGGACCAGACAGAGAGGAUGCUUAUGAUCAGUUUGUUCUGACAUCAGGGAUUAUCUCCUGUACCAUUUUCAUAAAACAAACAAAACCAAAGUCACUACCAUCAAAUGGCCUUUGUCCCUUUAAAAAGUCUGUUUUUAAAAAUCAGUUUCACUUCGCCAGGUAAAUAGGAAUCAACUCCAGGAAGAUAGGCCAGGAAGGUCUGUAGUGUGACAUAAGUAUGCCCAGAUACUUACUCCCCAGGCAACUCUGCAUCUGUAGAGCCUCCUCUAAGGGGAAGGAUGCCUGGGGGUCCUGCCCUCAGUCCUCUGAGCCUUCGGUGCCUCACCUCUCCUGUUAAGAGGAUGAAGCAAACACAAGAUGAUCCCUUUGGCCUUUUAGAGUGGAAGUGCUAUGGUUUGUUUUGAAAGCCAGGAGGGCUGAAGUGUGUCUGAGCUCUGGGAGAGGGCACGUGAUAGCAGGCCUGGCCCUGCCAGCUCUUCCCAUCCAGGGUCUGGUUCAUUGGCAUCACAGAUCCUGGUCUAAGAUGCUGCUCCACUGUGGCCUUCUUCAGGCUGGACAGGCACCGUCCAGCCAUGGCCAGCCCCUGAAAAUAGGUCAGCCUGCUCUCUCUCUCCAUCUCCCAGGCUGCAUCCAGUCUGUGCCUGUGUCCACUGUGCCCCAAAGUGCGAUUACCCACACCCCUUCUCAGGCUGGUGAUGCCAAGCAACUACACACUGUCCCUCAGGGGAGCCGAGUCCUGGAGCCGGCCUGUCUGUGCCCCUUGGGAGCUGCCCAGCCAAGGGCCCUUGUCCCUGCCACCUUAGAGCAGAUGAGUAGUCAUCUGAGGAGCGGGAUAGAUUUUUAAGUCGGAUUUCUUCUCCUCUCCGUGAUGGAACCCUUCAUACUGGACUUGAAAGUCACUGAGACUUUCUGCUCAGAGAGGAAAGUGUGCUUAGGUAGGAAUAGCCUCUGGGCAGCCCACCUGUCAUGGCUGGCACCCCCUAAUGGCAAAGGUGCCUUUAUAGCCAUGACCGCUGUGUUGCUUCUGUGCCUGACCAAAUUCUCACAUGAAAUCCUCUUUUUUUUUCAGGAAGGCCUAAUGCCAUCUCAUCACUUCCACCAAGCUCCUAAAAAAAGCCUUCUGUCCCAGGACAGUCCAUCCCACAUCCUUUUUUCCUCUCUUGGGAUGGCACAUAGAUUCCCCCUUGCCUUCCUCUUCUCUCACAGAUUCUAGUUGAGCACCUCUGACCCCAUUCUUAGUUCUAGCUCUAAUCUCUACCACCCAGAGACUGACCUGGGAAGCCAGAAGCUCUGGAAAGGUGGUGCUGUGCUGCCAUCUAGUGAGGGCAGCGGAUUUGCCCAGUGUUCCUUUAGUCUGCAGCAGCUUGCCUUCUAGUUCUUUAGGGGCUAUUUAUUCCUGUUUCCCCUCAUUCUGCAUGUGGCUUUGGUGGGAGGACAACACUUGGCUGAACCAGAAAUGUGGGAUAACCUGGGGGUCUCAGGGGCAGGAGGGCUGGUACUUGGGGACUAGCAAGGGGGAGAGGGAAGUGGCAUCAGGGGUGUGGCCAGCCAGCCCUCUCUGAUUUGGCCUCUACUCCCUCAAAUUUAGUUUGGCUCUAUCGCUUUUGACUUUGGCUGUCAGCAGGAAUUUGAUUUUUAUGUCUGAGUUGAUUUUAGGAAAGCCUGAAAACUAUCAAAGAUCUCAUCCGGGUUCUGGGCCUCUACUCUCUCCUCCUUUUCUGCCUCAUUCCCACUCUUUUCAGUCUUCUGGGUCUAGUUUUCAGCCUUUCUGGCGUGCCCUACCUGGUUCCAGACAUGCAGGCCCCAGGCGGUGGGCCAGUUCAAGAGUCUCAGGUCGAGCCUGCCCAACUGGAGCUGCUUCUGCUGCCUGGUGGGUUGGCUGCAGGGCAUGAGGAGGCCUGGGAACAGCAGGGGUAAGGUCCACAAUGCUGUGCGUUUGGCCUAAUGCAGAGACACUUUCUGAAUAUUUUCCCUUUUGAAUCUGAUUUGAAAUAUGUAGCUUCCCUCUCUAGCCCAAGGAAAGACAGGAACAUAGGGAAAUAAAAGCAUUUAUCUUUGUUUUGGAAGUAAUUACGUUGUGCAGCUAUUUACCUAUUUAGAUGCAAUGUUUAUAGAGAGCUGAUUGUUAAUAAAAACCAAAUUUACACUGGCA
Canis lupus familiaris (dog) is the source of this 5535-nucleotide messenger RNA. RefSeq names its product membrane associated ring-CH-type finger 8 (gene MARCHF8). Gene Ontology annotation, molecular function: ubiquitin protein ligase activity; MHC protein binding; zinc ion binding. NCBI's taxonomy places the organism in Eukaryota, Metazoa, Chordata, Mammalia, Carnivora, Canidae. The record is from RefSeq and is a predicted model, not a curated record. Gene Ontology annotation, cellular component: lysosome; cytoplasm; late endosome membrane. Gene Ontology annotation, biological process: antigen processing and presentation of peptide antigen via MHC class II; immune response; protein polyubiquitination. The transcript is spliced from 8 exons. Bases 420 to 2129 code for a protein of 569 amino acids.